This is a messenger RNA of Capsaspora owczarzaki ATCC 30864, 656 nucleotides long. RefSeq names its product fetal globin inducing factor. Bases 47 to 553 code for a protein of 168 amino acids. Gene Ontology annotation, molecular function: protein binding. NCBI's taxonomy places the organism in Eukaryota, Filasterea, Ministeriida, Capsasporidae. The record is from RefSeq and is a predicted model, not a curated record. Gene Ontology annotation, cellular component: cytoplasm. The transcript has 2 exons.
AUUCGUUUCAGAUUGGAAACAGCCACACGUCGUCGUUCUGUAUGGAAUGGUGCUUGCGCCGGCAUGUCUCGCGGCACUGGAGGCGGCCGAACAUGGACGACUACGAGAGUUGGAGCGCAUCUUGCUCGAGUCCCCAGAGACAGCGUCCUGCGCCGACACGGACGGGUACACUCCAAUCCACCGCGCGAGCUACAAUGGGCACAUCAAGACGAUUGAGCUGCUGCUGGCACACAAGGCGGAUCCGACUGCGCUGACGAACGAUGGCUGGCUCCCACUGCAUUGCGCAGCCAAGUGGGGAUUUGCUGGCGUUGUGCAGAUGCUUCUCAACCUGGGCGCCGGCAGUGUCAAUGCUACGACGCAUGGAGGCCAAACGCCGCUGCACCUUGCCGCCGCGAGUGGAGAACGAGGCUACAAUGUCAUCAUGCUGCUCAUCUCAUGGCCACACGUCCAGCUCAACGCAAGAAACUCGCAGGGCGACACUGCCAGCGAUAUUGCGCGCCGUCAUUUGCCCUAUGGCAUGACCAACAUGCUCGAUCGGUUGAGUGACAGUUAGGGACAAAUGCUUCAAGAAUUACGAGUGUGCACGCAAGUGUUGAAUCAGAAGGAAAAGGGGCACCACGAAGGUGCAUGUAUAAUACAAUAAUUCACAACCACAA